Messenger RNA from Rotaria sordida, 342 nucleotides. NCBI's taxonomy places the organism in Eukaryota, Metazoa, Rotifera, Eurotatoria, Philodinida, Philodinidae. The record is from the annotation of a GenBank genome assembly.
AUGUAUCAAAAUGUUCAAUUCGACAAUUUACCGAAACAUGCGAUUCAACAAUCUAUUGAAAUGUUCGAUUCAACAAUUUAUCAAAAUGUUCAAUUCAACAAUUUAUCGAAAUGUUCAAUUCAACAAUUUAUUGAAAUAUGCGAUUCAACAACUGAUCGAAAUGUAAAUAUAAAUCUAAAAUAUCAAUUAUUAUUUGUUUUCUGUUUAGGUUCGAUUCAACAAUUUAUUAAAAUGUUCAAUUCGACAAUUUAUCGAAACGUGAGAUUCAACAAUCUAUUGAAAUGUUUGAUUCAACAAUUUAUUAAAAUUCCGACUCAACAACUGAUCGAAAUGUUCGAUUGA